CCGCUGUGAUGGGACGCGGCCGGUCAGUGUGUAGCGCAGAGGCCGGUCUUACGGAGCACUUUCAGCGUGCAGCGCCGGGUCCGGCCACCCCCUCCUGCCCCACACCGCCGGGUCCUGCGGCCCCCGUCCCUCCCCUCGCUCGCCGCUCCGUGACGCUGGGGGAGGGCGCACGUUCCGUGUUUCCGGCGAGCGAAUCUCGGCGCUGGAGCUGCCCGGUCCGACAUGGUGCUCAUUAAGGAAUACCAAGUGCUCCUGCCAUGUUCUGUAGAAGAGUAUCAGGUCGGCCAGUUGUACUCUGUGGCCGAAGCCAGCAAGAACAACACCGGUGGAGGGGAAGGCAUCGAGGUCCUGCGCAACGAGCCGUAUGAAAAGGACGGGGAGAAGGGCCAGUACACGCACAAGAUCUACCACAUCCACAGGUCUGCCCCUGCAUCCAGCUGCAAACAGACAGUUAACAACCACAGGUAAGGUGCCCAGUUUCAUCCAGAUGUUUGCCCCUGAGGGAGCCUUGAUCUUCCACGAAAAGGCUUGGAACGCAUACCCAUACUGCCGCACCAUUGUGACUAACGAAUACAUGAAAGACGACUUCUUCAUUAAGAUCGAGACCUGGCACAAGGCGGACAUGGGAACCACGGACAACCCUCACGGCUUGACUCCAGAGGAGUGGGAAGACACGGAGGUGGUGCCUAUCGACAUCGCGGACCGCUCGCAGGUGGAUGACCUGGACUACAAGGCUGAUGAGGAUCCAGCCAUCUUCCACUCAGAGAAAACUGGCAGGGGUCCCUUGGGUCCAGGCUGGAAGACAGAGCUGCAUGGAAGUAACUGCCCCUUCAUGACCGCCUACAAGCUGGUGACCGUUCACUUCCGCUGGUGGGGGCUGCAGGGCAGGGUGGAGAAAUUCAUUCACAAGCAGGAGAAGAGGCUCUUCACCAAUUUUCACCGUCAGCUUUUCUGCUGGCUGGAUCGCUGGGUGGACCUGUCUAUGGAGGACAUCAGGAGGAUGGAGGAGGAGACGCAGCGAGAGCUAGACCAGAUGCGUAACCAGGGACCGGUUAGAGGGAUGAAAGCAGGUGAAGAUUAGAAAAUGAAGAAGGGGGUGGGAUUAUGGGACUGUUUGCUCAGUCUUUAUUUUUACCUCAGAGUCCCACACAAUGCGCUUCGUUCUGCGGCCAAUCAGAAUGUGCCACAUCACCAAGUCCUUUCACACAGGAAGCUGUCACGCCUUCUUCAGGAUUUGAAUAUCCUUUUUCAUGUAUCUUCGUAUUUCUCUGUCCAUUUACAUGUUUUUUUUGCCCACUUAGCCCGUACUCACACAUGGCCCCAGAGAGGCAUUUGUCACUCUGAAUGAUCGAAAAGUGCUUGUUUGCUAAAUGCUGCUACGAAAGUCAGCGAUUUUUAAGACGACCAGUAGGAACCUCCCACACAUUCCUGGCACAUUCAGCCGGCCUGUGAGGCUGCUUCUCACUCUGGGUUACGACGUGAGGGUGAUGUGGAGAGGCCUGGAUCCCAGCUCUCCCUGGCUCUGUUUGUGUUGGGACUUUUCCAGGUUCUUUGGUUUUUAGCCAAGGACCCUGAAUAAAUACAACUGAACUUUCAUUUUAUGUUAUUUUUGUUCCAUUUUGCACCAUUAGUUACGGUAAGGCAGCGGGCCAGUGGGGCAGGUGGGUGAAAGGUGCAUGUCAGUAAUACGUCGAUGGCAGCUGAAUCGGCCACUUGAUAUAAUCUAUGUGCUACAGGGCACAAUGGUCAGCGUUUUAAAUGAGCAUUUCUGAAUAAAAUGUCUAUUACAUAAACAA
This is a messenger RNA of Paramormyrops kingsleyae, 1796 nucleotides long. The record is from RefSeq and is a predicted model, not a curated record. Lineage: Eukaryota; Metazoa; Chordata; Actinopteri; Osteoglossiformes; Mormyridae.